This is a messenger RNA of Castor canadensis (American beaver), 479 nucleotides long. Lineage: Eukaryota; Metazoa; Chordata; Mammalia; Rodentia; Castoridae. The record is from RefSeq and is a predicted model, not a curated record.
GCCGCUGCCGGGUGCUGAAGGCGCCAUUGGAGCCGGCUUGGCUCUGGAGCCCCGCUGAGGAGCCGGAGCUCAGGUCAUAGUUGCCGCCGCGUCCGCUCCUGGUCCUUCGCCAUUCAGCGGCAUGGCGUGCGGAGCGACACUGAAGCGGCCCAUGGAGUUCGAAGCGGCGCUGCUGAGCCCCGGUUCCCCGAAGCGGCGGCGCUGUGCCCCUCUGCCCGGCCCCACUCCGGGCCUCAGGCCCCCGGACGCCGAGCCGCCGCCACUUCAGAUGCAGACCCCGCCGCCGUCUCUACAGCAGCCCGCCCCGCCCGGCAGCGAGCGGCGCCUUCCAACUCCGGAGCAAAUUUUUCAGAACAUAAAGCAAGAAUAUAGUCGUUAUCAGAGGUGGAGACAUUUAGAAGUUGUUCUCAAUCAGAGUGAAGCUUGUACUUCAGAAAGCCAGCCUCACUCCUCUGCACUUACAGCACCUAGUUCUCCAG